Messenger RNA from Durusdinium trenchii, 2231 nucleotides. NCBI's taxonomy places the organism in Eukaryota, Dinophyceae, Suessiales, Symbiodiniaceae. The record is from the annotation of a GenBank genome assembly.
CCUCAGGUGGAGAAGCGUUUCUGCAGCAGCGUGCGCUGUAGCCAUGGCAACUGGAGAAAGCAGAUCUGCUCUUAUAGAUGGUGUCACAUCAGGUGUGGAACCACAGCGCGUUGCAACUUCUCGGCAUUUUUCUGCCCUUAUGAGAAAGAACCUUUUGCUGAAGAAGAGGGAGUGGUCUGCCCAAUGCUGCCCCUGGUGACAUCCUUGUUUACGACCCGGCUGUUGGCCACAUUCUACAGUUUUUGUCGUGUCAGGUGUCCGCUGGCUGCUUGCUGCGAGUUACUUUUACCCAUUGCAGUUCUGGCCUUGUUAUGGUGGGCAAAGUCAGAAUGCAGCAGAACUGGGCAGUGUGAGAUUCCCGUUCUGGAGGGCUGGGGUGGUUUGAUGCCCAAGGAGAAUAAGAGCAUCAUUUGUGAAGAAGGCCUAGAAUUGGCACCACCUUCGAGCACCCGGUUGUCAAAGAGGUCUAGAUGCGAUGCCUGGACAGAGCACAUUUUGCACCCUGUGGACUUUUAUGUGGUUUUGUCAUACUUACACUGGACUGGGGAACGCAUCGCGCUUGCUGCAGAGAAAGCUGCAGAUGUGCCGAAGGUGGAGCAGUUUCGUGAGACAGUGACAGCGGAGUGGUUUCCAGACAUCAACAUGACGAAUAUCCCGUGCAUUCCGCUUGAGAGAGACUUUCUGGGAAAGAUUGAAAGUGAAGUCAUGCAGAUUAAGGAGAACAGAUCGACAUUGCGCUGUAUGAAGGAAAAAAUCAAUCCAGGAGUUCUUCCAGGUUUUGCCAACCUCACCCAUCCCAAGAUCUUCACCGCUGCAGAGUUGGAAAGCUACAUGGACACUGGUGUAAAGCUCUUUGCUGCUCUCGUCUUUCAUCAGCUGCCGUCGGGGGCGAAAGGUGCUCCAGGAGAUUGGGACUACAGCAUCAGGUUGAAUGUUUCCUCAGGUACUCAAAUCUUCACGCGAGUUCCACCGACUCGGCCCCUGGAUUUAGGACUUCGAAACAAUGAGGCAUUUGUAUAUGUCAGAAGAGGAUUUGUCUCAUUACAGCUUUUGGUGGAUCGAUACAUUAUCGGUUGGCCAAGAGAUAUUGAGCUUACAAAUGAGACUUGCCAUGAACUGCUACUAGCAAGUGGUCUGACUUGGGCAAUGAAUGAAUCACUGGAGACCCAAGCCACCAUUACCGAGCAUUUGCGUUACUUGCCUCAGGGCGUAGCAACUUUGCCUAUGCCUGUGGGGGGCAAAGUUAUUGACGGAUUUUAUGAACUUAUUGCGCUUGCCUUCCCUUUGGUCUUCAUUGUAGCCUUCCUCUACACGCAAAAAAAGGUUCUGAAUGAGCUGAUUUCGGAGAAAGAAACCAAAGUGCGAGAAAGCUUGAGAAUGCUCGGAGUGCGGAGUUUGGCAAUUAUCAGCUCUUGGUUUGUCACCUACGGGAUCAUUUUUGCUGCCCUAUGCGCAAUUUUUGCCAUUGUAGCUUCAUUCUAUGUUUUCCCACAUUCUUCGUUAGCGUUGAUUUUCUUGUUCUUCUGGCUGUGGUGCAUGUCCUUUCUUGCCUUCGCUUGGUUUAUUCAUUGCUUCUUCAACCAGUCUCGGACAGGAGGUAUUGUUGGCAUGAUCAUUAUGUUUGCGCAAUGGAUCGUGUAUUCAUCGCAGAACCAAGAGGGCCCUCCAUCUGAGAGUAUUACAUUGCUGUUAAUGCUGAUGCCCAAUGCAGCCUUUUGCACGGGCCUAGAAAUUCUCGCCAAGUUCGAAGCUGCCCGGGUUGGCGUGAAUUUUGAUAAUGUCUGGAUGGAAGUGAGAAACUCCUCCUUCAUAUCUGUCCUGGGCAUGAUGUGCCUGGAUGUUAUUUUGUUCACAGCCCUUGGUUGGUACUUUGAUCGAGUGCUGCCCAAAGAAUACGGCGUGCGCUUGUCACCAACCUUCGUCUUUCGGCGCUCAUUCUGGCAGUCCAUUUGGAGUCCAUCUACGCUUGAUGAUGCAGCGGCAACAGCAGAGCGUGCGGCAAUGGUUGGACCAGCGGCGCUGUGCACAGCUGCAGAAGAGGUACCAGAGGCAACCUGUGCAAAGCAGCUGUGAGGCAAUGCACUGAAUAUUCUCAUCAAUUUUGUCGGACGCGCUGAUAGUGCUUUGAGCGUAGCAGCGAGCAGUGCCGGUUAGUGGCUGUCUAGUUAGUUUAGUUUUAAGGUUUAGCUUUCAGGAUUGUGGGGUGGUAGAGGUAGAGGUUUGGGCGCGCG